Molecule: messenger RNA, 2016 nt
Organism: Passer domesticus (house sparrow)
Lineage: Eukaryota; Metazoa; Chordata; Aves; Passeriformes; Passeridae
Gene: TBCE
Product: tubulin folding cofactor E
Exons: 16
Coding region: 158-1747 (529 amino acids)
Biological process (GO): post-chaperonin tubulin folding pathway; tubulin complex assembly; microtubule cytoskeleton organization
Cellular component (GO): cytoplasm
Molecular function (GO): alpha-tubulin binding
Source: RefSeq, a predicted model, not a curated record
GGGAGCGGCACGGGCGGCGCUGGGAGCGAGCCGCCCGCAGCUUCCCGGCGAAAGAGCAGCUCAGGGAAGGGCGUUGUGAGAACAGGCUUGCGCGGGUGCUAAGGGCGUCUCUCCUGUGCCCGCAGGUGUGGGAGCAGCCCGGUGCCGCGGUCCCGGCAUGGCUGCCGCGCUGCCUCCCGAUGCGCUGGGCCGGCGGGUCGCCUGUGGCACCGACUAUGGGACUGUGCGCUAUGUGGGCAGCGUGUCUCCUACUGCAGGAAUUUGGCUUGGUGUGGAAUGGGAUGAUCCUCAGAGGGGAAAGCAUGAUGGCAGCUAUGAAGGAACACAGUAUUUUAAGUGCAGGCAUCCGAAAGGAGGAUCAUUCAUCCGGCCCAACAAGGCAAAUUUUGGAGUAGAUUUUCUUACUGCAGUAAAGGAUCGGUAUGGAUUGAAUGAUAAGCAGGAUGUUCAGUGUGGGACAGGGAAUACAGUGGUAUUUGGAACGAAGACUGUGGAAUUUGUUGGCAUGGAUUCUGUUGCAGAACAGCAAAGACAACUGAACAAACUGGUGGAUAUCUCGGUGCGUGAGUGUGCAGUGAGCCAUGCUGGUCAGGAAGAGGAAAUCAGCAGAACGUGUGCCAAUAUGAGGCAUAUAAAUCUAUCAAAAAAUCUGAUAUCAUCUUGGGAGACAGUAGUAGCUAUUGCUUCUCAAGUUCAAAAUCUGCAAACACUUAAUGUCAGUGAAAACAAAAUGAGAUUUCCAUCUACAUCAACUUUUACAUCCAGCGCAUUUUCAAACUUGAAGAUUCUGGCCCUUAAUCAAACUGAAAUAACAUGGACAGAGGUUCUUCUUUGUGCUCAAGGAUGGCCAGUACUUGAAGAGUUGUACCUUUCUUCUAAUGAUAUUACAGUUUUGGAAAGGCCUGAUAAUGUCCUGCAGACCCUGAAGUUGUUAGACCUUUCAGACAACCAGCUACUGGAUGGAAAUCAGCUGCAUCUCAUAGCACAGCUCCCCAGAUUAGAACAGCUAAUACUUAGAAACACUGGGAUAUCUUCUAUACACUUUCCUGAUGCUGGAUUUGGAUGCAAAACUAAAAUGUUUCCUUCACUAAAACGCCUUGCAAUAAAUGACAAUAAAAUAUCACAGUGGUCAUCUAUCAAUGAGCUUGAUAAACUGCCAAGUCUGCGGGCACUGCAGUGUAACAAUAACCCCUUGAUGGACACAGAGAAGAACCCAGAGACCCUGAAGCAGCUCAUUAUUGCCAAGAUAAGUCAGUUGGAGGUUUUGAACAACUGUGAGAUCCUUCCUGCGGAAAGGAGAGGAGCAGAGCUUGAUUAUCGCAAAAUAUUUGGAAAGGACUGGCUAGAAGCUGGUGGGCAUUGGAACCCAGAGAAAAACAAACCAAGUGAAGAAUUUCUUGCUGCCCAUCCCAGAUACCCUACACUUUGUCUUAAAUAUGGAGCACCUGAAGAAGGAGAACUGAAGAGACAACAGCCUUUGACUCUGAAAAAUCAGCUCCUGACUUUGACAAUUAAAUGUCCUGAGAAACCUGAACAGAAGCCAGUGGAGAAAAAACUACCAGAGUCUAUGACCAUUCAGAAGGUCAAAGGACUGCUGUAUCGCCUAUUUAAAAUUCCUGGUUCAGACCUGAAACUGUCCUACAAAAGUUCUAAAUUGGAAGGAAAAGAAGUUGAACUGGACAAUGACUUAAAGCCUUUGCAGUUUUACUCAAUAGAAAGUGGAGACUGUGUGUUAGUACGGUGGUAAGAGGGGACUCUCUUGCUGGACUGAAGGAAAAACUGACACAAGAACUGCAGAAGAGAGACAGACACACAGACAGCCUCUGCCUGAACAUACAGGUGAAUAUGAGUUUCACACACAUGGCACCAAAGGGCUUCACAACUGUACUUUCAGCUCCUCAACUUGCUUAUCAGCCUCCAUAAAAACAUCUGCUCAUUUGUCCUCCUGGAGAAUACCAAAUAGUGCUUAAAUGCUUCAAUUAAAUAAAACUCAAGGUCACCCUUUUGCCAAGAUUU